AGUUGUUGCUACCGGCAACGUUUCGUGUUCAUUCUCUAAACCGGCACGAUUCUGGUUUACGUGAUCUGCGCGGUUAGUUGUUUGGAGGUAUAUUUGUGACUUCAAAGUUAUACUUUUAUUUCAUCGCUGUACUGAUAUAAUACAGCGCCUCAACGGCAAUAUGAGAGGUCAGUCAGGAAUGCAUAAACCUCCAAUUCAAGAACAAAUAUCGGAAAUCACCAAAAAAAUUUCGCUUUUGGAGGGUGAUCGUAAAGCUUAUUAUGAAAGUUCACAAUGGUCAAUCAAGAAGAACAGAGAGAUUAUCGCGAGAAUGAGACAAGAGAAUAAAACAUUGCACAAGACAUUAGCAGAUCUGCUUGCGGGAGAUGAUAAAGUUAUAGAUGAAGCAUUUGAAGGUAGACAUGUGGAACGAGCAGCAUUGCGUAACAAGUCUGGAAAAACUGCUAUCAUGAUUAUAGAUCAAAAGGUUUGUGACAGUAAGAAGAGAUUGAAUGCUUUGAAAUCGACGAGUGAAGCAAGAAAAAGAAAAUUGAAUGAACUUCAAACCCAACAUGAUCAGAUGGUGAAGGACAAAUCAGCUGCUGAAGAGUUAGAUAAAGGAGAGAGUGAAUCAGCUCAGCAUUUAAGACAACUGGAAAAUCGUUUGGAUAAAGCAAGAUUAAAAAGUCAGGAAGCAGAUCACAUCAGUAAAGUUUAUGAAAAAAUCAAAGCCCAUUUACAACAGGAGAGUCUGACUUUCCAUAAUCAAUUAGAUGCUCAGGAAGCAGAUAUAUUAAAAACAAGACAUGAAUUAAAAGAAGUUCAGUCCAUGUAUAGUGAUGCUCAAGUUGCAAGAGAUGAUGCUAAAGAGGAAUUAGCAAGACAUGAAGCUAUUGUUUACAAAGAGAGAAAAGAAAGAGAAGAAGCUCUGGCUGAACUCAAACUACAAGCUGAAGAAAAGAAGGCUCAUGCAGAAAGAGUAGAACGAAGGAUGCAGAGAGCAGCAUUAGGUGAGCAAGAACUUGGACAGGAGGGACAGAAACCUGCUCUCACCGAAGAAGAACAAGAGAAGAAAAUCACAACAUUUGAGGAAGCUUUCAUCAGGAUUAAAGAAGCGACUGGAGUAUCGGAUGUGCAAGAAGUUGUGGAUAGAUUCCGUUCCCAAGGAGAAACUCAGAAACAUCUGGAAGAAUUGAAGGCAAACAAUAAGAAACAACUUGAUAGAUUGAAGGAAGAGAAAGAGAAAUUACAACAGGAAUAUGAAGAAAUGAAAUAUUCUGGGGAAGCUAAACUUUCAAAUGGUCAACGAAUGUUGGAAGAAUUUGAGCAGCAUUUGAUGGAAGAGCAGCAAAGACGAGAUGAUGCUGCAGAGAAAUUGGAGAGAGCAAGUGGUAUACUUGUGAGUGUGAAAGCUGGAGUUGAACAUCUUGCAGACAAACUACAACACCUCAAAACGAUGAAAAGUCAUGUUCCAACUGCUCAUUUAUCACCAUCUUCUGAUGAGUAUGUACUUGAUCUUCUCUCAAUAUCAGAGGAAAAACUUCUCAAAUUACUCGAGGAAUUAGAUGGGCGACAGCUUGCAGAUAUAUUGAGACAAAUGGAGGAGGAAGAGUUUCACUCCAGCAUUGAAGGGAAGUUGCCACCAUCGAAUACUCGAAUAAAUCUACCUGCGGCUCAAAAACAUGACGCCUAUGAAGAUGAAGAUGCAGAGAGUGGUGAGGAUGACACUGGAGCGCCAACAAGAGAUGCUUUGAAACGGAGAUCACAACAGAUCGUAGAUACUAAGUUGAAAAAAGGUAGAAGCCGACCAAGAAAAAAGAAAGGCAAAAAUUAAUUGCUGUAUUCUAAACUUUAUGUUGUGCGCCUAUUGGUUUUUCAUGUUAAUAUCACAAGGGUUUGUAUUUUUAUGUGGCAAACUUAUGUUACAUCUGGGUAGUUAAUAUUUGGGCUCAAAUUGAGGGGAGUGUAGAGCAUAGGCACACAUGCCUCGCAACAUGAAAUAAAGCAUUUACAAAGCACAUUCGGUUAUGUAAAAAAAUUAUGAAACUCUCUUAUCAAUAAUCAGCAAAAUAUUCCUAAAUUAAAAUUAUUUUUCACUAAAUCUAUCAGAUCCAAUUGUAUUUUGAAUUUUCUGUCUUUCACCUUGGUUGAGCAAUUUGUAUGGUAAUAGUGUAAAGAAUUUGCAAUGCUUUUGCCUGUCUAUUGGUAGCACAUACCAGUGUUUUCUAAACUUUUUUCCCCAGAGUGCACCUAUUUAACAACCUACGAAAUAUAUAGUUCGAUUAAUUUGUUGAAAAAAUAUAUGUUAUAAAAUAAGUAAGGAGUAUUUGUAUUUGUUGUAAAAAAAAUAAGUCAAAGAAAUAUUUUAAUGCAAUGAAGCAUUUCCUUGGGCUGCAUUUCACCUGUGAUUGACAGGAUUUGGUAAUUUUUUGAAUGAAAAUUAAUUUUUCAUCAUUAAGAUAUUGCACAAAUGCUAGUUUGUCUAAUACUGCACCUCGCUAACCGGUGUUUUGAG
This is a messenger RNA of Styela clava, 2494 nucleotides long. RefSeq names its product outer dynein arm-docking complex subunit 3-like. Gene Ontology annotation, cellular component: ciliary rootlet; cilium; ciliary basal body. Gene Ontology annotation, biological process: cilium movement; outer dynein arm assembly. The record is from RefSeq and is a predicted model, not a curated record. NCBI's taxonomy places the organism in Eukaryota, Metazoa, Chordata, Ascidiacea, Stolidobranchia, Styelidae.